CAUUCCGCCUGGGUCUGCCGAGCCUGUUCGCGUACCACCGCAAGCCGCUUGUGUCGAAGCAGGGAACGAGCUUCGCGACUGCCGGGGCUGGCGCGCGAAACUGGGUGUACACGGGGAAGACCCGCAGUCUCCAAACCCAGAUAGCGUACAUGCAGGAGUACAAGGACAAGCGCAAGAACAACCCCCAAGUGAUGCUAGACCAAUCACUGAUUAUGAUCAGCGCCGGAACCAACGACUACGUGUUGGCACUUCUCGGGCAGUCGGGCGGGCAGAGUGUGGAGCAGGUGUUGUCUGCAACGACAGGGGCGAUUGUGAAGGCCGUGCAGUUGGACAGGCAGAGCUUGGAGCAGGUGUUGUCUGCUAUGACAGGGGCGAUAGUGAAGGCAGUGCAGGUGAGUCAAUGGGAGUCAACGCUAGUCAAUGGCAGUCAACAGCUGUUGGACAGGCAGAGCCCGGAGCAGGUGUUAUCAGCUACGACAGGGGCGAUAGUCAAAGCCGUACAGGUGCGUCAACGCAAGUCAACGCGAGUCAAUGGCAGUCAACAGCAGUUGGACAGGGAGAUAUUAGAGCAGGUGUUAUCGGCAACAACAGGGGCGAUAGUGAAAGCUGUGCAGGCAGAGCUUAGAUCGGUGUUAUCGGCCACAACAGGGGCGAUAGCCAACGCCAUGACCAAGAGCACCAUGAUCGUGGACCUCAACGCCAUGACCAAGAGCACCAUGAUCGUGGUAUUCGACGUGCCGCCCCUCGGGUGCAUCCCAGCCGACCUCAACGCCAUGACCAAGAGCAACAAGAUUGUUGUCUGUGACGUGCCGCCCCUCGGGUGCAUCCCUGCCGUGCGCUAUUUCAAGAACACUCCUGCAGGGCAGUGUGACGAGGCGGCGAAUAAGAAAGGCUCCCCACUCCCCAACCCCCACUCUCACCAGGACCUCAACGCCAUGACCAAAACCACCAAGAUCGUUGUGUUUGACGUGCCUCCCCUCGGGUGCAUCCCUGCUGUGCGAUAUUUCAAGAAGACACCAGCAGGGCAGUGCGAUGAGGCAGCAAAUAAACUUGCGGACCAGCACAACACGGGCGUGCGGGUGAAGCUGGAUAAGCUGCGGCAGCAGGGGGUCACCAAUCUCAUAUUGUUCAAACAGAGCACCGUGUAUCGAGUCAAGGGCACCACUGCAGGUGGGUGUGUGUCUCUCCGUGUGUGGUUAUGUGCGGUUAUGUGUGGUGGUGGACCAGCACAACACGGGCGUGAGGGUGAAGCUGGAUAA
Molecule: messenger RNA, 1259 nt
Organism: Closterium sp. Yama58-4
Lineage: Eukaryota; Viridiplantae; Streptophyta; Zygnematophyceae; Desmidiales; Closteriaceae
Source: the annotation of a GenBank genome assembly